This is a messenger RNA of Theobroma cacao (cacao), 1026 nucleotides long. RefSeq names its product F-type H+-transporting ATPase subunit delta (gene ATPD). Gene Ontology annotation, cellular component: membrane. Gene Ontology annotation, biological process: proton motive force-driven ATP synthesis. The record is from RefSeq and is a predicted model, not a curated record. NCBI's taxonomy places the organism in Eukaryota, Viridiplantae, Streptophyta, Magnoliopsida, Malvales, Malvaceae. Gene Ontology annotation, molecular function: proton-transporting ATP synthase activity, rotational mechanism.
CUCCCACAAUCCAAUAAGUGGCCCUCCUUCUCCAACCCAAGAUAACCCCAUUGUUCCCACAAUCUGCUUUCCUUCUCUAAUUUUGCUCUUGACCACAACAAUUCUCACCCACCCAAAAUUCCUGCGGGGGACCAAGGCAAAGCAAACCCAAACUUCCUGACUACCAAUGGCUUCUUUCCAGCAAACUUCAAUCUCUCUUCAAUCCAAGCUCCUCCCUUCUUCCCAACUUCCCAGAGCCCUCCCUUCUCUCAACCUCUCCUUCUCAGCCACCUUCCCUUCCCUCAAACUCUCGACCACCCGCCCUCUCCAGGGUGGCGCCAAAAUGUCAGCCACAGCCGCUUCCAGCUACGCUUUAGCUUUAGCCGAUGUGGCUAAGUCCAACAACACCCUGGACUCCACCAGCUCCGACAUUGAACAAGUCGAGAAAAUCUUCUCUGACCCUCAAGUCAUCGACUUCUUCGCCAACCCCACCAUCGACGCUAUCAAAAAACGUCAGGUUUUGGAUGAUAUAGUCAAGUCUUCCGGGCUUCAGCCUCACACUGCAAACUUUUUAAACAUCCUGGUGGAUGCCAAGAGGAUUGACAUUAUUAAGGAAAUUGUGAAAGAGUUCGAGUCGGUUUUCAAUAAGCUGACGGAUACGGAAUUGGCCGUGGUGAGUUCAGUGGUGCCCUUGGAGUCUCAGCAUUUGGCACAGAUUGCUAAACAGGUGCAGAAGCUGACUGGUGCUAAGAAUGUUAGGAUUAAAACCUCGAUUGACCCAAGUUUGGUAGCUGGGUUUACUAUCAGGUAUGGCAAUUCAGGGUCAAAAUUGAUUGAUAUGAGUGUUAAGAAGCAGUUGGAGGAGAUUGCUGCUCAGCUUGAUUUGGGUGAUAUUCAACUUGCUGUAUAAGUUUAAAUUUUCAUUUUUUUUAUGAGAAUUUGAUUUGGAACCUUUUUGUUUUGGUUAUUAUGUAAUGUCAAUUGUAUGAAAUUUGUCCUAAUAUUAAACUGUUUCUUUUGGGAGAAACUGAGGGUGCUUUUGGGUUC